GCAAGUAAGUAAACAAGAGUAUUGAAAGAAAUUCACAUCAUCGCAAUUGCAACACAACAGUAUGGCGUCUUCUUCUUCUCGUGGCCUGCGUGCGUUGGCGUUGUUCCUGUUUGUGGUUGCGGCGUUCGCCGACGAUCCCAAGUCCAAACCCUGCAACAACCCCUUCCGAUUGGUCAAGGUGAACAACUGGGUCGAUGGUGAGGAAGCCAAUACUUACGACGGCGUCACUGCAAGAUUCGGCUCUCUCUUGCCUGAGAACCCUGAAAAUAGUGUCAAAACCCCUGCUAUCUUUUCUAACCCUGUAGACUGCUGUUCCACCUCAACUUCACAGUUAUCUGAUUCGGUUGCUCUCUGUACACGUGGGGGUUGCGAUUUUACAACCAAAGCCGCUUUUGCACAAUCUGGAGGCGCUUCUGCCAUGUUGCUCAUCAAUGAUGAAGAAGAUCUCUUUGAGAUGGCUUGCUCCAAUAGCACCGGAGGAAACAUUUCAAUUCCAGUUGUGUUGAUUACGAAAUCAGCAGGAGAAGCUUUCAACAAAUCUUUAGCAUCUGGAAGGAAAGUGGAAGUUUUGUUAUAUGCUCCACCAAGCCCACUUGUAGAUUUCUCAUUUGCAUUUCUGUGGUUGAUGGCUGUUGGAACAAUUGUGUGCGCUUCACUAUGGUCAGAUAUAACUACUCCCAAGAAGUCUGGUGAACACUAUAAUGAGUUGUUUCCUAAGGAAUCUUCAAAUGUCGAGGGAGCGAAAGAUGUUUCUGAUAAAGAAAUUCUUAACAUCAAUUCAAUGUCUGCUGUUGUAUUUAUCAUAUCAGCAUCUGUCACUCUUGUUCUAUUAUUCUUCUUCAUGUCAUCUUGGUUUAUCUGGGUGCUUGUUGUACUUUUCUGCAUCGCUGGUGUCGAGGGGAUGCACAAUUGUAUUAUAAGCCUCACGUUAAGAAAAUGCGAAUAUUGUAGUCAGAAGACAGUUAAGUUACCUAUAUUCGGGAAGAUUUCCAUUUUCUCGCUGGUAGUGUUCUUAUUCUGUCUGGCUUUUGCGGUAUUCUGGGCUGCUACUCGACGGGAAUCUUAUUCAUGGGUUGGCCAAGAUAUUCUUGGAAUCUGUUUGAUGAUAACAGUCUUGCAGUUGGGUCGAUUACCUAACAUUAAGGUUGCAACCGUACUCCUUUGUUGUGCCUUUUUCUACGACAUUUUUUGGGUGUUCAUAUCUCCAUUUAUAUUCAACGAGAGUGUCAUGGUUGCAGUUGCUCGAGGUGACAAGGCUGGUGGGGAAGCAAUUCCUAUGCUUUUAAGAUUUCCUCAUUUUAGUGACCCCUGGGGUGGUUAUGACAUGAUUGGAUUUGGAGAUAUUAUCUUUCCUGGUUUGCUUACUUCCUUUGCUCAUAGAUUUGACAAAGAUAAUAAAAAGGGAGCAUUAAAUGGGUAUUUUCUUUGGACGGUACUUGGUUAUGGCGUCGGCCUGGUUUUGACAUAUUUGGCACUAUAUCUGAUGGACGGAAAUGGACAGCCUGCCCUCCUCUACCUUGUUCCAUGUACACUAGGUGUCGUUGUUAUAUUGGGAUGGAUAAGAGGUGAGCUGAAGAGCCUUUGGAAUUAUGGCACAGAUUCAUCAGUGUCAGCGGAGCCUUCUGAAGUUUAAUUCAUUUAAAACUAUUCGCGUUUUGAGAACUGAAGAAAUUGAACUGCAGCUUCAGAAAUGAUUUCAACUCAAUGCUACGAAAUGGGUGUAGUAACACCUGGUGUAUAUGUGCAUACAGUUAGAAAUAUAAAUAAAAUAACUCAAAUGUUAGCUUAAGCUUUUGAAAUAAUGAUUUACGACAUAUACUUCGGCUACAAUUUAUGAUUUAUGAGUAGUAGUUGCAUCAAAAGUAAAUAUCUUUAAUGGAGCUGUUAGGUUUCUUUUACA
This is a messenger RNA of Lotus japonicus, 1900 nucleotides long. RefSeq names its product signal peptide peptidase-like 5. Gene Ontology annotation, biological process: membrane protein proteolysis. The record is from RefSeq and is a predicted model, not a curated record. The transcript has 14 exons. Bases 62 to 1633 code for a protein of 523 amino acids. Gene Ontology annotation, molecular function: aspartic endopeptidase activity, intramembrane cleaving. NCBI's taxonomy places the organism in Eukaryota, Viridiplantae, Streptophyta, Magnoliopsida, Fabales, Fabaceae. Gene Ontology annotation, cellular component: cytoplasmic side of endoplasmic reticulum membrane; lumenal side of endoplasmic reticulum membrane; Golgi-associated vesicle membrane.